This is a messenger RNA of Metopolophium dirhodum (rose-grain aphid), 2977 nucleotides long. RefSeq names its product methyl farnesoate epoxidase-like. NCBI's taxonomy places the organism in Eukaryota, Metazoa, Arthropoda, Insecta, Hemiptera, Aphididae. The record is from RefSeq and is a predicted model, not a curated record. The transcript has 12 exons. Gene Ontology annotation, biological process: xenobiotic metabolic process. Gene Ontology annotation, cellular component: cytoplasm; intracellular membrane-bounded organelle. Gene Ontology annotation, molecular function: iron ion binding; heme binding; oxidoreductase activity, acting on paired donors, with incorporation or reduction of molecular oxygen, reduced flavin or flavoprotein as one donor, and incorporation of one atom of oxygen. Bases 1 to 2910 code for a protein of 969 amino acids.
AUGGAUUCAACCGCAUUAGAUGAUAUCAAAUCUUCAUUAGAUGAACUUAAAGCCUCUCAAGAAAAAAAAAUCUCUACCUCUCAAAUGUCUACUAAUGAAAACUUAUUAUCUGAAGUAAUGGAGAGACAAUCACGCUCAUGUAAUUUAAUUAUUUUUAAUUUACCUGAAUCUAAGGAAGAUUCCCAAACUAAAAUAACUGAUUAUGAUCAACUCGUAACCAUAUUUAACACAAUGGAAACAAAUCCAACAAAAUUUACCUGUCAUCGUCUCGGAAAACCAAAUUCAAAUACUGAAAAUAAGUCACGUCCUUUAAAAGUUGUAUUAUCCAAUACCAUUGAAGUGUUCACAUUACUUCGUUCGCAAGCAAAAUUACGUAAUUCUCCAAAUUGGUCUAAUAUUCGCCUGGCUUCCGAUCGCACAACAAUGCAACGUGAUCAUAUGAGAAAUUUACGUGAACAAUUACAGAAACGAAGAGAUAAUGGCGAGAACGAUCUAAUUAUUAAAUACAAUAAAGGCAUUCCAAUAUCUUUUCCUGACAAGUGGAAAUUUUCAUUUAUUACACCAAUUUUUAAAAAAGGUAAUAAAUCAUUAGUUACUAAUUAUCGACCUAUCUCUAAAAUUUCAAUCUUACCAAAAAUAUUUUCUAAAUUAGUAAAUAAUAAAAUUUUUCCAUUAUGUGAAAACAUUCUUUCAAAUGAACAACAUGGUUUUCGCCCAGGGCGUUCAACAAUAACUAAUCUUAGUAUAUUUAAGCAAUUAAUUCUGGAAUCUUUCAAUAACAAAUCUCAAUUUGACGUUAUUUAUACGGACUUUGAAAAAGCCUUCGAUAGAGUUAAUCAUUCUCUUCUAAUAACAAAACUUAAAGCUUAUGGAUUUUAUGACCCACUUCUUUCAUGGAUUCAUUCCUUCUUAACCAAUCGCACUCAAGCCGUAAAAUAUGAAAAUUAUAUUUCAGAUCGAAUUAAUAUUUUAUCCGGCGUUCCUCAGGGUGAUCACUUAUCACCCUUACUAUUCUCGAUAUUCAUAAACGACAUUAAUAAAAUUUUAAAACAUUCAAGUUGUCUUUUACUUGCGGAUGACACAAAAAUAUAUAAGAAUAUUAAAUGCACUAAUGAUGCAUUAGAACUACAAUGUGACUUAAACAGCCUUUAUCAAUGGUGUAUUGAAAAUGAUAUGUCUUUGAAUAUUGAUAAAUGUGCUAUAGUCUCAUUUUCUUUAAAAAAGAAUACUUUACUUUUUGAUUACACAUUAAAUAAUUCAAUCUUAACUCGUAAUUAUGUAAUUAAAGACUUAGGUGUUUUUUUCGAUACAAAACUUUCAUUCAAUUUUCAUGUUAAUUAUAUAAGAAACAAAUCCUACAAGAAACUUGGCUUAGUAAAACGUAUGUGUAAAGAUUUUUACGAUGAAUCAGCCCUAAAAAUCUUCUAUAUACUCAUAACAGUCAUAACCAUAAUUAUUAUCUGUUGUAGUAGAAUAAAAAAUAUGAUAAAGUUCGAUGCUCGAAGACCAACAAGAGUUCCUUUGCUUGGCAACUUACUAGAAAUUCAAAAGCUCAAGAAUAAAUUAGGAUUCUAUCACUUGGUUUGGGCUAAGUUGGCCAAAUGUUACGGCCAAGUGUAUUCUGUAAAAUUUGGUCCAAUAGAAACAGUAGUAGUUUCUGGAUAUGACGCAGUACGGGAAGUUUUGUCCAAAGACGACUUUGAUGGACAAUCAGAUGGAUUUUUUUUCAGAACCAGAGCUUUUUAUAAGAGAUUAGGCAUAGUAUUUGUUGAUGGACCAAUGUGGACCGAACAGAGAAAAUUUUGCAUGCGACAUUUACGACAAUUGGGAUUUUGUGGUGAUGUAAUGGAAAAAAUUGUAAUUGAAGAAGUUAACGAUCUCAUAUUAGACAUAACAAGAAAAUAUGAGAAUGGUAAAUCAAUUGAAGUGCAUGGUUUAUUUGAAGUAUCAGUUUUAAACGGUCUUUGGGCAAUGUUAGCUGGUGGUAGAUUUUCAUUGAAUGAUUCUAGACUUGCACGAAUUGUAGAAUUAGUACAUGAAAGUCUUAGAAUGUUAAAUAUGCCAGGAGGGAUAUUAAACCAGUGGCCAUUCAUUCGGUAUUUAGCACCCAAAUUUUCUGGAAAUAAAUACCUCAAACAAAUAAUUAACGAAUUAUAUAUGCUAUUAAAAGAAUCAGUAGAAGAGCACAAAUGCAGUGAAAAUGAUCAGGAAGACUUUAUAAGUGCAUUUUUAAUUGAUAUUGAGAAAAAUAAAGAAUCUCUGGGGUCGUUUUCAGAAGAACAGCUUGUUGUUAUAUUAUUGGAUUUGUUUUUAGCUGGCUCGGAAACCACAAGCAUCACGUUAUCAUCUGUAAUUUUACAUCUCCUUAUGAAUCAAGAGGUUCAAUCCAAAGUACGUGCAGAGUUGGAUGCGGUAAUUGGAGAUCAAGAAAUUCAUCCUUCAGAUAAAAAAAGAUUGAACUAUCUUGAAGCCGUAUUUAUGGAAGUUCAGAGACUUAGUAACGUUGUUCCGUUAGCAAUCGCUACCAAUAGAUCUAUUCGAAAAACCACCCUACAAGACUAUAUAAUACCAAAAGAUACACUAGUAUUGGCGAGUAUAUGGAGUGUUCAUAUGGAUGGGCAGCAUUGGGGUGAUCCUGAGGUAUUUCGACCGGAAAGAUUUUUGGACAGUAAAGGAAAAAUUAUAAAUGAUAGUUGGCUUAUGCCAUUUGGUGUUGGUAGACGAAGGUGCCUUGGAGAGAAAUUGGCUAAGACGUAUAUAUUUAUGUUCAUUGCAAAAUUGAUUCAACAUUUUGAGAUACGAAUUCCGCACGAUAUUCAAUUGCCAGAUAAGCUUCAAAAUGGUAUAGAUAUUUCUCAAUCUCCAGUGUCUGCUUUUUUUAUACCUAGACGUCGUUUAAAAGCCAAUUAAAUAAAAUUUAAAACACUCCAGAAUCAUAAAUUUAAAAAAAAAAUUAACAAUUUCUUUAACUAUACAU